AUGGGUCGCCGUUGGAUGUACAUCGAUGAUCGAACUACACGUGAGUACUUAGACGGGGUUGAGGAGUUCUGUAGAAUUUCCACAAGACACAUACAAAGUACAAACGUGAAGACAAUUUUGUGCCCUUGUCGUGAUUGCAAGAAUGUGUUGAGAUAUGCUGAUAUUAAGAAGAUAGAGAACCAUUUGGUUAUUCGCGGGUUUAUGCCAGAUUAUAACAUUUGGUACUGGCAUGGUGAGAAACUACCUGUAGAUCGUUCGUCACAGAAGGAUGUCUUGGAGGAGGACACAUGGCCUCUUACUUUUGAAAAUAAUAACAGUGAUAGCGAUGAAAGUGUUGAGGAAGAUCGCAUUAGUGAGAUGAUGGACGGGUUAGGUGAUCAUGUGCACGAAGGAUCUCGUAUGUAUGAGAAUUGGAAACAUAUUGAUGAAACCUUUCCCGAGUUUGGUAAAGAGGCUAGGAACCUAAGAUUUGCAUUAAGUACAGAUGGGAUGAACCCAUAUGGCACUCUUAGUUGUCAACAUAGCACAUGGCCGGUUCUUUUGUCGAUUUAUAAUUUGCCUCCUUGGUUGUGCAUGAAGCAGCAGUACAUUAUGUUGGCUCUCCUAAUAUCUGGGCCUAAACAACCCGGUCAUGACAUAGAUGUCUACUUGGCACCCCUCAUUGAAGAUUUAAAAUUGUUGUGGGAAGGUGUUCCGGUGUUUGACGCACAUACAAGUACAACCUAUACACUUCGUGCCAUGAUUUUUUGCACCAUAAAUGAUUUCCCGGCGUAUGGGAAUUUGUCAAGGUAUAAAAACAAAAGAGAGAAAGCAUGCCCGAUUUGUGAGGAGGAAAUGAUACCCCAACGAUUGAAACAUUAUGGAAAAAAUGUGUACAUGCACACUAGAAGGCUCCUUUGGCGAGAUCACCCUUAUCGUAAUAAGAAAAAAGAAUUCAAUGGGUAUAAGGAGAAACUUACUAUUCGUGAGCCUUUAACGGGAGUAGAAUUGUAUGAAAAAAUCAAAGAUGUUGAGACUAUUUACGGGAAGCACAACACACCCCCGACUAAGAAGGGUGUCCUUUGGGAAAAGGAUGGGCCCCAUGUUCGGAGGGAUAUGAAGCUUGCCAAUAUUCGACCAAAAUUAUGGCCCGAUGAUAAUUCCAAAACAAAAAAGUCAUUUUUACCUCAUGCUGGCUACACAUUGAGCAGAGAAGAGAAAUGGAUAUUUUGUGAGUGUUUGCAUGGGAUUAAGGUGCCUACAGGGUAUUCGUCGAAUAUUAAGCGGUUAGUUUCAAUGAAAGAUAAGAGGUUGAUCGGCAUGAAGUCCCAUGAUUGUCAUGUUAUGAUGCAAGUGAUCCUACCAAUUGCACUUCGAGGGCUUCUCCAAAAACAUACUGAUGUUGUUGAAACAUUAUGCAAGUUGGAGAUGUAUUUUCCACCCUCUUUUUUUGACAUAAUGGUACACUUAAUUGUCCAUCUAAUACGGGAGAUCAAGGAAUGCGGUCCUGUUUUUUUGCGAUGGAUGUACCCGUUUGAAAGACACAUGGGGACUUUGAAAGGUUUGGCAACAAAUAAAGCAAAACCCGAAGGUAGUAUUAUUCGAGGUACCAUUGAGCAGGAGGCAGGAAACUUUUGUGCCGUGUUCUUGGCUAAAGCUAAAGAAAUUGGAGUUCCAAUAUCUCGUCAUGAGGGAAGACUUCAAGGUAAAGGUACAAUUGGUCGCAAAUUGGUCAAACCUCAAUCUGAUAGAUUCCAGGAAGCUCACCGUUAUUUUCUCCAACACCUUUCAGAAGUUACUCCUUACGUAGAAAAACAUCUCACUGAAUUGAAAAGAGAGAAUCCAAAAAUUGGGCAAUAUGCAUUGAUGAGACAACACAAUCGUUCAUUUGUUGCAUGGUUUGAAAACCAAGUGAGAAACGAAAGGAGACAAGCAAAUAAUAAUGUUUCUGAAAUGAUUAGAUGGCUUGCACGAGGUCCUCAAUUAUUUGUGAACACUUAUGAAGGGUACGACAUCAACGGAUAUUGUUUCUACACUAGUCGUCAAGAUGACAAGAGUGUACAACAGAAUAGUGGUGUUAUGGUGGUUGCAUCUUCUACCGAAUACUCUAGCGCCAAGGAUAUUAGACCAAUUGAUGCAACACAAGCAUAUUAUGGGGUAAUUCAGGAGAUAUGGGAGCUAAAUUACGUCCAUUGCACAAUUCCUUUAUUUCGAUGUCAGUGGCCUGACAAUCGACGUGGUCAGAAAAUGGAUGAAUUAUUUGGUCUUACUUUGGUGGACUCAAGUCGAUUUAAUGAUACCAAGGAGCCCUUUGUUUUGGCAUCUAAUGCGAAACAAAUUUUCUACGUCCAAGACAACAUUGAUCAUCAGUGGCGUGUUGUUGCUCAAGGCAAGAGAAAAAUUGUUGGUCUCGAAGAUGUUGUUGAUGAAGAAGAGUAUGAUCGAUUUGAUGACACCCCGCCUCUAUCUAUUGGUGUUCAACCUCUAGGAGAUGGGGAAGACAUUGUUGAUGAUGGAGACUAUGAUCAUGAAGAAGGAGUAUUUGUUGAUCUUGAUAUAUAA
Molecule: messenger RNA, 2541 nt
Organism: Spinacia oleracea (spinach)
Lineage: Eukaryota; Viridiplantae; Streptophyta; Magnoliopsida; Caryophyllales; Amaranthaceae
Exons: 4
Coding region: 1-2541 (846 amino acids)
Source: RefSeq, a predicted model, not a curated record